AUGUCUCGAACGUGUUGGUCAUCAUGGACGGGACAAAACCGUGAAAUUCAAGAACAAUAUUCAUACAUACCCUAUGAUGUAGUAACAUUAUUUCUUAAACAAUGUGAUGUUUAUAAUAGUAGACAAGCUUUUCCAAAGCCAAUAGCAGGUAAAUCAAUAAUAUCUGUUGGAUAUCUGAUACGCGUACAAAUGGAUUUAAUCGACAUGCAUAGUGCUCCAGAUAGAGAAUUCAAAUGGAUAUUACAUGUGAAAGAUCAUUUUACCAAAUCUUCGUGGGCAUAUCCAUUACAAACAAAAGAAGCAGCACCAGUUGUUUUAAAGCUUUUGGAUCAAUUUUAUAGCUUUGGCCCACCUCGAAUUUUACAGUCUGAUAAUGGGAAAGAAUUCGUCGCACAAGUUAUUAAGGAUUUAAGAAAUACGUGGAAAGAUUUAGUCAUUACAAAUGGUAGACCCUGUCAUCCGCAAACACAAGGAUUAGUCGAACGAGCUAAUCAUACAUUACAAUUGUCGCAUACAUAA
Molecule: messenger RNA, 519 nt
Organism: Didymodactylos carnosus
Lineage: Eukaryota; Metazoa; Rotifera; Eurotatoria; Philodinida; Philodinidae
Source: the annotation of a GenBank genome assembly